UAUUUUACUGAAUGCUGCUGGGUUAGAGAGUUUUGCAAAGAGCAGUGUGUGAAAGUAUAUUCGUCCGGUUUGUUUUAUUGAAGAACUACAGGAAUCUUCCCGCUAAACGCCAUAAUCAUGAAGAUGAAAGGAUUAAGUUUUGCAAGCGUGAUGAAGCAUCCAUCUCUGCUUCCAUUGUAUUUGUGCAUAACCCUAGGAGUCUCUGGUGCGACGUACUACACAUUUCGUCUAGCAGCACGUAACCCUGAUGUUUCCUGGCUAAACAAAAAGGAGUCUGAACCAUGGAAUAGCUAUAAAACUAAGCAAUAUAAGUUCUUUACAACAAAAGAUGAAAUCAGCAAUGCAAAGAGCCCAGUGCCAGAAUAUUGAACUAUAAUAUGUAAACUAGUAUUUGUUAUAGGAAUAAAUUGUUAUAUAAAUUACUACCUUUAAAAAUUUUCAUCUCUGAACAAUAUUAUUGUUCUUGUGAUCAAACAACAGGAACAUAAUUAGUCUCAAAUUAGUUCCAGAAGGAAUAUCUUCAACAUCAUCGAACAUACAUUAUAAUUUAAUUUUUUGUUUUGUUAGUUUGAGAGAAAGUGAUAUUUAAUAAAGUCUGUGUCUGUGUCGCCUAUAAGCGAUGCUGAUAUAGGAAA
Atta colombica is the source of this 635-nucleotide messenger RNA. It is a transcript of the gene ND-MLRQ, whose product is annotated as cytochrome c oxidase subunit NDUFA4. The coding region runs from base 118 to 369 and encodes 83 amino acids. The record is from RefSeq and is a predicted model, not a curated record. The transcript is spliced from 3 exons. NCBI's taxonomy places the organism in Eukaryota, Metazoa, Arthropoda, Insecta, Hymenoptera, Formicidae.